AUGGUAGAAGACACUGAAACCCAAGUCAGUGCCAGCAUGAGGACCAAAGGAGGCAGGAAAGGCAAGAUGACCCAGGUGCAAGCUGACAAUGAUGCCACCAACAAGAAUGAGCUGGAGAUCAUCAAUAACAAAGCUGAUGAAGAGGCCAACUCUGACUUGGAUUUUGACAGUGGUGACAAGCAAUACAACUUCUGCACCCUAGCAAAGCUCCUCGAGCCUGUGCCAAAGCUCACAUCAUGCAGCUACUACAGCUGGAGCACACACAUAAAGUCAUUCCUUCAGUCCAUACCCCAUGCAAUGAAACACCUUGAGGGAGUGUAUGACAAGAAGCACCUGAAAUGGAGCCACACCCUUGAUGAUGCUUUGACCAAUGCUCUCUGUGGAAUGAUUGACACUACCAGGGAGCACAACAUCAACUAUCUUGUCCUAGAUGUAAUCAGAGAGUACCUCACCUUUCAUCAAGUGUGGAGAAAGAUUGAAAAUGGACUGACAAACAAUGCCACCAAGACAUCCCACAGGCUUGCACUCAUCUCACAGCUUGGCAACAUAAAGAUGUUCCAUUUGGAUGCAAGGAAGCUAAUCCAAGAAAUCUGGUCUAUCCAGACCAAAAGUAGUUUACUUGGGAAGCCAUUUGCCAAUGACACAUUGUUCUCAGCUUUGCAGAAAUGCAUGAUCUGGCAUCUGGUGUAUAAAGAGAUGGUCACCACCAUUCAUCAAAUUGAUUUCAAUACCCUUGCCACUGCAUUGAGCAUCUGUCAGACCACCAUUGAGAGCAUCCCCACACAGAAGAUUGACCCUCGACAGGCUAGUGCCAGGACCACCAGCAAUGAUGAUCAAGAUGACUGUCAGGGGUCUCGCGCCUGA
Ustilago hordei is the source of this 864-nucleotide messenger RNA. RefSeq lists its product as uncharacterized. The coding region runs from base 1 to 864 and encodes 287 amino acids. The transcript has a single exon. Lineage: Eukaryota; Fungi; Basidiomycota; Ustilaginomycetes; Ustilaginales; Ustilaginaceae. The record is from RefSeq and is a predicted model, not a curated record.